ACGAAUUACAUUUUAUUUCCAAAUGUUAUACCUGUGUUUAAAAUAUACCGGAUUAGAUUCUAUAUAAGCGUUAAAAAAAUCGGGUGAUUUAUUGGAGCCUUAUCAAAUUAUUUAGUUAUAAAAAGUGAGUUGUAAAAAUACAGUCAUGGAAGAUUUCUAUUCGGCUAAUUUCAAAAUAUUUUUGUUAAGUUGAUUUUGCUAGUUUGCUAUUUUGCUUUGAUAUUGCUAUUGUGUUUAUAGUAGGUAGUUCACGUUAGCUAUUUUAUUUUACUAAAAAGUAAUAAUCGUAUUGAAAAAUGACUGUUACCUAUACAAGUUAUGUGACUACGAGUACUGGAUUAGGAUGUUUUCUUAAACUAUUAAAAAGGUGGAGGGGAAGCAUCUAUAAAAUUGUUUGGGCUGAUCUGUUGUUAUUCUUAAGCAUCUAUUAUGUACUUAAUCUUAGUUAUUUAUAUGCUAUGGAUGAAACAACAAAAGGGUACUUUGUUAAAAUGGUAAACUACUGUGCAAAAAAUGUCAGCUUGAUACCAUUAAGUUUUGUAUUAGGUUUUUUUGUAAAUAUUGUCUAUAGCAGAUGGUGGAAUCAGUUUACUUGUAUACCAGCACCUGAUAACUUAGCUAUUAUUGUUGGUGCUUGUAUAAAAGGACAGGAUGAACGUGCUAGAAUUGUACGACGUACGAUAGUACGCUACAUUUGUGUAGCUUUUACAAUAACUCUUACAAUGAUGUCUCCUAAAGUAAAAAAGCGAUUUCCUACAUUAAAUCAUUUGGUCGAUUCCGGACUACUUACCAAAGAGGAAAAGAGAAUUAUAGAAGAUUUGGAUAAAGAAUAUCCAAAUUAUUCAAAAAAUUGGCUACCGUUAGCUUGGGCGGCUAAUGUCACGACUAGAGCACGACAUGAAGGUAUUAUACGAGAUGACUCUUCAGUUAGAGGUAUUUUGGACCAAAUAAACAAUUUUAGAACAAAAUGUGCUGAGAUGUUGGCAUUUGAUUGGAUUAGUGUACCUCUCGUUUAUACUCAAGUAGUAACAAUAGCUGUUUAUAGUUAUUUUUUGGUAACGGUAAUUGGCAACCAAUUUAUAGAAGCAGAAGACACCAACGUUGACCGGCUAAUAUUCAGUUUUCCUUUUAUGCCGGUUCUUGAGUUUUUUUUUUAUAUGGGCUGGCUUAAAGUAGCUGAGACUUUAAUCAAUCCUUUUGGGGAAGACGACGAUGAUUUUGAUGUGGUUUGGAUGAUCGAUAGAAAUAUACAGGUAUGUUAUCUACUUGUAGACAAAAUUCAUCAAGAUCAUCCUAAGUUAAUGAAAGAUUACUAUUGGCAACAAACUGCUCCAGAUAGUUUACCAUUUACUGUUGCUUCUCAACAGUAUAUGAAAGAAAUUCCUAUACAGUCAGCUGAAAACCUGAAAGUCAAGAAAACUGACCAAGAUUUAAUUAUACCUGAAGCCAAUUUACAUAAUCAUAACCAUCCUCAAAAAAAGUCUUUAUGGUCAGCGGUAACCAAUGUCCUAUUUUUAAGAGAAAGACGAAAUAAUGGUUAUCAUUUAAAAAGAAUAGCAAUUGACGACAAUAUUGAUUUCUUUGAUGAGAUCAAUAGUUACGAACAAGAAGGCCCAAAUAAAAUAAGUUUCCCCAUGUCUUCAAAGACUAAAUUUAAUGAAAACGCUGAAGAAUUUGAAUUUCUCAAGAAACAGCGCCUGGAGAAGCAAAGGCAAAAAUUACUAAAAUAUGUUGAGUUAUUAAAAAAUAGAACAAUUUCAGAGAAUGAAACAGAUGAUGAUAAAAAAAUUGUUGAAGAUAUCAUUAAAUAAAGAUCAUAUAAAAUAUAAUAACUUUUAAGAUAGUAGAACUA
Molecule: messenger RNA, 1852 nt
Organism: Anthonomus grandis grandis
Lineage: Eukaryota; Metazoa; Arthropoda; Insecta; Coleoptera; Curculionidae
Product: bestrophin-4-like
Exons: 10
Coding region: 297-1811 (504 amino acids)
Molecular function (GO): chloride channel activity
Source: RefSeq, a predicted model, not a curated record